Molecule: messenger RNA, 1482 nt
Organism: Metarhizium brunneum ARSEF 3297
Lineage: Eukaryota; Fungi; Ascomycota; Sordariomycetes; Hypocreales; Clavicipitaceae
Product: Aldehyde dehydrogenase
Molecular function (GO): aldehyde dehydrogenase (NAD+) activity
Source: RefSeq, a predicted model, not a curated record
AUGAGCACAAUUGAACUACGGGGUGUAGGAGGCAAACCCGUCUCAGUAAACACCGGCCUUUUCAUCAACAACGAAUUCCAGCCAUCUGUCGGCGGUGAUGUCUUGCCAGUGGAGAAUCCUGCUACCGGUGAUUUAUUAGCCUCAGUAUCAUCAGCACAACGCGUUGAUGUUGACGCGGCAGUAUCAGCCGCGCAAGCCGCUUUUCGAGGCCCGUGGAAGGAUGUGCUCCCAGCGAAGCGAGGAGAGCUUCUCCUGCAACUCGCCUCCCUAAUGGAGCGCGACAUCGAUGACCUCGCUAGUCUCGAGGCUCUUGACGCGGGCAUCUUGGCCGGGGAAUCCAAGGGCCUCCACGUUCCGCAGGCGUGCGAGACGCUACGGUAUUUCGCCGGAUGGGCCGACAAGAUUACCGGGCAGUUGCUUCAUAUCCCCCAGGGCUAUGCCUACACUCGACGAGAACCUAUCGGGGUAUGCGCCGCUAUUGUCCCGUGGAAUGCGCCGUUGAUUAUAACCUGCUGGAAGCUCGCUCCUGCCAUCGCCGCCGGCAACACGCUGAUCAUCAAGACGCCGGAAGCAGCACCGUUGUAUGGACAAAAACUCGCGGCGCUCGUCCGUGAGGCUGGCUUUCCACCGGGAGUCAUCAACAUCAUCACCGGAGAAGGUCCAGUGGCUGGGCAGGCUCUCGCCGAACACUUGGGCGUCAAGAAGCUUGCCUUUACCGGGAGUUCCAUUGCGGGCCGCCAAAUCCUCAAGGCUUCCGCCGACUCCAACUUUAAAAAGGUGUCGUUGGAACUGGGAGGCAAAAGCCCGUCCAUUGUCUUUGCAGACGCAGAUCUUGAGAACGCGUUAUUCUGGACGACUCUGGGCAUUACGGCAAAUAACGGGCAGGUGUGCGCCGCGGGAUCGCGCAUAUAUGUGCACUCGUCCGUAUACGAGAAAUUCCUUCAUUCUUUUGGAGAGAAGAUUAAGCAGUCGUCUCCUGGUGACCCUCUGUUGCCUGAGAGUACAAAAGGCCCAAUUGUAAACAAGAAGCAGAUGAGCCGCAUCAUGGGGUACAUUGCACAUGCAAAGGAGUCUGGCCUUAGGGUAAUUGGCGGGAGCGAAAACAACACCUCUCAGGGAUACUUCGUGCCCAGUGUGGCUUUCGCCGAUGUACCAAACGACUCGCGUCUCAUGCAGGAGGAGAUAUUUGGCCCUGUAGCGUCCAUUGCCAAGUUCGAAACUGAGGAAGAGGUCAUCGGGUUGGCCAAUAACAGCAGCUAUGGACUGAGUGCAGCCAUUUUCACCAGCAACAUUCAUCGUGCGGACCGAGUUUCGGCUGCACUCGAGAGUGGCCAGGUCACGGUAAACUGCUGGGGUCUGCUGAACGCCAACGCGCCGUUUGGAGGCGUGAAAGAGUCCGGGUUCGGCCGGGAUAUGGGACAGGAAGCGCUUGAGGACUGGUUGGUGACGAAGAGUGUUAAGCACAACAUCCUACCUGCCUAA